UAAUAUAUAUUAUAUAGUCGCAAGCAACUGAUUAUUUGAAUGAAAUAAUUUUUUGUUCAGUGUGUUUAUGUAUACAAAAUAAAUACUAAAUAAUAUUUUUACUUGUUUUCUCAAUAAAAUAUUUGCAAAAAUACAUUGCUUAUUGCAAUAUUUACAACGAUAAUUUGAUUGCGCUAAUCAUUUUCUGCAUAAAGAGUGAUUUAAUAUGAAGUGAAGCCGAGAAAUAUUUCAUCCAAGUGCAUUGAUAUUUUCACAGAAAAAUGGCCAAUAAACAAGAAGAAAAGAUAUGCUAUCUUUGCGACAAAGUAUUGCUGCCAGCUGACUUGAGAACUGUUGGAGAACGUUCUCUUUUGACGAUUGUUGCUGCCAGUCUCAAAAGGAAGGACAAAAAGCACCAGUUCCUAAAGACUGUAAAAUCUCUGGAUAUUCACAAAAAUUGCCAAACAUAUUAUGUAAGGCAGCGGAAUAUUGAUGCGUCAUUAAAGGCAAAAAAGGAGUCUGCUGAUAAAAAGCGAAGGCAAAGGUUGGAAACAAAAGACUUCAACUUUUCUUUACAUUGUUUCUUCUGUGGUAAGAAUGCACAUAAACAACUUCAAGAAAACCCUAUAAAAUUUGUUAGGUCUAUUAACACUAGACAAAAUAUUUUGGAUAAAAUAUCGAAUAGAAAAGCUAACGAACAAUUUCAUGAAUUUGAUGAAAAUGUGUUUAUGCGAUUGAACAAUGUGAAUGAUUUAUGUGAAUUAAAUGCUCGAUAUCAUGCUCGUUGUAUGAAAAAAUUUUACUAUUCUCCUUCAAGUAAUCCAAAAGUUCCGCAUAUGGGCGAAAAAAUGAGUACAGUUUUGCAGCAUAUAAUUAAUGCAAUUUAUGAAAAUGAAGAGGAGUGUCAGUUUUCUUUGAAAAAAAUGUUAAUUACAAUUGAUGGAGAAAUUCCGCGCAUUGAUAGAAUCAAGUUGAAAUUACAGGAAUUUUUGGGUGAUAACAUUGAAAUGUAUACAGAAAAAAAUGAAACGACUAUUUGCUUUAAAGACUGUUAGAUAUGAAGUUGUGAAUAAUUUUUGAUGAGAGUGACAACGAAUUGAAAAUGUUAAAUUGUCCUACAUUUAAUUAAUGUAAUAAAGUAAAUAUUUUUAUUAUUCAUA
This is a messenger RNA of Leptopilina boulardi, 1139 nucleotides long. RefSeq lists its product as uncharacterized. The coding region runs from base 261 to 1034 and encodes 257 amino acids. The record is from RefSeq and is a predicted model, not a curated record. Lineage: Eukaryota; Metazoa; Arthropoda; Insecta; Hymenoptera; Figitidae. The transcript has 2 exons.